AUUGUCUCUUCUCUCUUCUUCCUCCAACGCAACGAAUCCUCUUUCACUUCAAAUUUAGUUCGCAAGCUGAUUCCUCCAAGAACAGACAUCAAGAACGAGGAUUUCGGAAGGCAAAUCGAUACUUUAUGCGAUCGAAACCGAGAUGUGUUGAAGGUGUUUAUGUACGAUCUACCCUCUGAAUUUCACUUUGGGAUAUUGAAUUGGCACAAAACAGGAUCUGAGAUUUGGCCAAAUAUCAAGAACUUUAGUACAAUCCCAUCUUAUCCUGGUGGGUUAAAUCGGCAACACAGUGUAGAGUAUUGGCUAACACUUGAUCUUUUAGCUUCAGAGACACCUGACAUCAAGAGACCUUGUAGUAGUGCAGCAAUUAGAGUGAAGAACUCUAAUGAAGCUGACAUAGUUUUCGUGCCUUUCUUUGCUUCGUUGAGUUACAAUCGCAAAUCUAAGCUCCGUGGGAACGAAACCAUCAGUGGUGAUAGAUUGUUACAAGAAAGAUUAGUUAAGUUCUUGAAAAGUCAAGAUGAAUGGAAAAGAUUUGAUGGGAAAGAUCAUCUGAUAAUAGCUCAUCAUCCUAACAGUUUGCUCUAUGCAAGAAACUUUCUUGGAUCCGCAAUGUUUGUUCUUUCGGAUUUCGGAAGGUAUUCAUCCGCGGUUGCCAAUCUUGAGAAAGAUAUCAUUGCGCCUUACUUGCACGUCGUUAAGACUAUCUCUAACAAUGAGUCAGCUCCGUUUGAGAAGCGUCCUGUAUUGGCAUAUUUCCAAGGAGCAAUCUACAGAAAAGAUGGUGGAACUAUUCGUCAAGAACUGUAUAACCUUCUUAAAGAUGAGAAAGAUAUUCACUUUGCAUUUGGAACUGUUAGAGGGAAUGGGACUAAACAAACUGGUAAAGGAAUGGCUUCCUCGAAGUUUUGUCUCAAUAUCGCGGGUGACACUCCUUCCUCAAACCGUCUUUUCGAUGCCAUCGUGAGCCAUUGUGUUCCGGUUAUAAUCAGUGAUCAGAUUGAGCUUCCGUUUGAAGAUACUCUAGAUUAUUCGGGUUUCUCCGUGUUUGUGCAUGCUUCUGAAGCUGUAAAGAAAGGGUUUUUGGUGAAUCUUCUCAGAGGGAUAACAGAGGAUCAGUGGAAGAAGAAGUGGGGGAGAUUGAAAGAGGUUGCUGAGUGUUUCGAGUAUCGCUUUCCUUCGCAAGUUGGAGAUUCUGUGAAUAUGAUUUGGUCUGCGGUUUCGCAUAAGCUUUCUUCACUUCAGUUUGAUGUUCAUAGAAAGAAUCGGUACCGUAGAUCUGAAAUGUUUGAUAGAAACCGAUCGAGUUAAGAUCAUAUAUGUGAAAGAAAGAUACCACUUGAAGAAAAACCAUUCUCUUUAUGCUUCAUGUAUGUUCCGUUUUCUUCAGUUGAAGAACAUAGACCAGAAUUCAGACCCAAAACAGAGGAGUAAGUUUGCAGUUUUGUCUGUAAGCUUAAACUUAGAAGGAUUAAGAAGUACGAACAUAUAAAUGAUGGAGACCAUUGUAAAGUAAUCACAGAUUCAUAUAAACAUAAUUCAAAAGU
Molecule: messenger RNA, 1547 nt
Organism: Arabidopsis arenosa
Lineage: Eukaryota; Viridiplantae; Streptophyta; Magnoliopsida; Brassicales; Brassicaceae
Source: the annotation of a GenBank genome assembly